This is a messenger RNA of Spodoptera exigua (beet armyworm), 13451 nucleotides long. NCBI's taxonomy places the organism in Eukaryota, Metazoa, Arthropoda, Insecta, Lepidoptera, Noctuidae. The record is from the annotation of a GenBank genome assembly.
AUUUCAUAGCUCUCGUGCGAACCCCGACGACGAAAUCAUUCCAUCCAGCCGUCGAAGCCGUGUUCUCGGGGGUUUGGGAUUGUGAUUUUGUAUAAAUCCAUAAGUUAUGUGCCAACAACAUUACAAAACAGAGAUAAUCUGAAACGUUACGAGCUGACUGUAAAGCUGCUCUAAGGAUCUGCCGAGCCCGCAUUAUCUGUGAUAUACAGCUCAGCCUCUCGUCCGUCCUAUAAGGGCUGGGCCAAUCGGGGCUAGGAGGCGAGUCCGCAGCAGCUUCCAGUGGUGAUCUCACCUUGUCCUCUACCAUAGAGGCACUAAACACUGCUACCUGCUUUAUUGACUGCAUCACUACGAACCAUUGUUACUUAGUUUAUAAUUGAAACAAUAUGCUAUCUGUGAACAUAAGUAUAAUGUUAGGUCAAAACUGUAGAAAAUUAUUCUAUUUAUAAUAAUUGUCUGAUGUCUAAUGUUUCUGUAAUAUUAUGUGUUCGACAUCUAAUUAAGGAUAAUUGUUACUCCAAUAUUAAUACUGUUACCGAACCAAUGCAAUGUAAUUACUCCACCUUGAUGUUGGUGGUGAACACAAAUAAUUUUGGUGCUUUUCAAGUUGAGAAGAAUGAAAGUCAUGAAGCUAGUGUAAAAAUGGUAGAUUUAAAUAUUUAUAAUGUAGAAUUUGUUGUUAGUGUCCAACAAAACCAAAUGAUUGGCGAAACGCCUAACUACUGCAUUCCUUUAACGAUUAACGCCAUAACAGUCCAGGGUAUCUCAUACAGUGACCCAUAUUUCAGUAGCUUUAACUUAAACUAUAAGAUGGCGUUCGGAGCGCCGGAGCAUAUGAACAAGUCUGAUUACGCUUUUAAAUCCUCAGUUUGUAUUAUACGAGAUGAGCCUUGCGAUACGCAACUACUAAACGACAAGUCUGCUCAUAAUAUGAUAUCCAAAACGAAAACUCGAAUCAUUACUAAUGAAGACAAGUCUGUGAAGACAUACCAUGACAAUAAUGAAUUGGAAGUUGGUUACGACAAACCCGCCAAUAAAACGGCUUUGCGAAUGUUCGCGAACGGUGAUCUCACCUUCGACGCUAUGUUGGAACUCACGAAAAACGAGGAUCGAAUUAUCAAGGAAAUGAAAACUCAAGAUGUGGACAGUUGGGGCGUUCCCCGACGCCUUCGACUUCGCGGAGGGGGCGAAAGUUCGCUCAACACCGCCACUGGCUGGGGCAGCCCGCCUGCCUCUAACAAUGCUGGGAAUUGGGGCGGUAAUUCCAGUGGCCAAACAAAUAAUGGAACAAACAAUACUCAACAAUGGAAUAACACGGCUCAACGCCCGCCCACUUCUCAAGCAGACAUGAAUAGCAACAAGGGGAAUGGUAAUCAAAUGCCCCCAACUAGUGGCGCGUCUGCACAGAAUUGGCAAAGCUCCCCACCCAACAUGCCAAAUGCUCAGCCUAACAACAAUGGUGCACCAACGAGCAAUGGUACGAACAACGCGGGUAACGGAAACAAUGGCGGUACUAAUCCACCUAAUUCAACUUCAAAUUCGAAUGGUCCUACUUCAGCCAAUGGUAACAAUGGCAACAACGCCAACAGCACUUCCUCUGCUAAGAUUGAGCAACUGAACUCAAUGAGAGAAGCUUUGUUUAGUCAAGAUGGCUGGGGAGGCCAACAUGUGAAUCAAGAUACGAAUUGGGAUGUACCUGGUUCUCCUGAGCCUGGUCCAGGCAAAGUGGAAAAUCAGCCUGCUGGAGGUCCUCCCGCCUGGAAACCGAAUAUUAAUAAUGGAGCAUUCCUUGGUACCGACUUAUGGGAGGCUAACUUACGAAAUGGAGGACAGCCGCCGCCGCAACCCGCUUCAAAAACACCGUGGGGUCAUACACCUACUACAAAUAUUGGCGGUACAUGGGGAGAAGAUGAUGAUGUUGCAGACUCUGCUAAUGUGUGGACCGGACCACCGCCACCACAACAGUGGCCCGCAGGCCCACCGCAACAUGCGCAACAGUGGGGUGUUCCCAAGAAAGAUGAUUGGAAUGCGUGGGGUGAAUCUCAUCGCCCUGUAGAUCCACGUAUUGAUCCUCACCGCUCCAGCGAUCCACGCCAACAAAGCGCAGACCCGCGCCACGACUUGCGCGGAGGAAUAUCUGGCCGCCUUAAUGGAGAUAUGUGGAGCCAACAUCAUCAACACACAGCCGGACCAAACAAGAUGAUGCCCAGUGGCGUCAACCAGUGGGGCGCUCAAGGACCCAAAGAUCCAAUCAAGGGAUCAGGUUGGGAGGAACCAUCGCCCCCGGCUGCACGUCGCGCUCCAGGCGGAUUUGACGAUGGUACCUCAUUGUGGGCACAGCGCGGAAUGGGUGGUAUGGCAGCUCGAGGACCACAAGGUCCGCCUGGCCCCCAGCGCAUGCCGCCGACACCUACUAAGCCCGAUGCCGUAUGGGGCGCUCAUGCCCAACGCAAUGGCUCAUGGGAAGAGCCACAUACGCCAGCGUGGCCUGACCGCGACGCGCCAGCCUGGCCUGAUGCAUCUGGACCAGCUUUGUGGCCUGUGCCUAAGCCUAAGCCAGCUGGACCCGGUACAGCAUGGCCUGAUGACAUUGGUGAAUGGGGUGGACCGAAACCGCAGCAAGGCGGCCCUCUGGGCAAACAGUUGCCUAAGGAAAUGGUGUGGAACAGCAAGCAGUUUAGGUUCCUCGUUGAGAUGGGUUUCAAGAAAGAGGAAGCAGAGGCAGCAUUGCGCAGUCGCGAUAUGAACGCAGAAGAAGCGCUGGAGAUGUUAGCCAGCGCUCGUGGGGACGGUUGGCGGCGUGACGAACACUUCGGUGGCCACCACGGCGGCCCCUUCCAGCCCCCGCCGUCUGUGCCUGCUGUGUCUCCCGCCGUUGUGCAGAAGAUCCUCAACCAGCCGCCGCCGCCUACCCAGCAACACCACCAGUCUUACAACCCCAACAGCGGUACGGGUAAUGGCGGGCAGCCGAGCGCGGCACAACUACGCAUGCUCGUGCAGCAGAUACAAAUGGCGGUGUCUGCCGGGUACCUCAACCAUCAGAUCUUGAACCAGCCUCUGGCUCCUCAAACCCUAGUGCUUCUGAAUCAACUACUGCAACAGAUCAAAGUACUUCAGCAGUUGUUGCAACAGAACUCCCUUGCAAUGACCAAGGGUCACUCAUCUCUCGCGCUGCAGUAUUCUGUACAAAUCACAAAGGCUAAGCAGCAGAUUACGGCUCUACAAAACCAGAUAACGGCCCAGCAAGCUCUGUACAUGAAGCAGCAAGCUGGCAGCUCGGACUUGUUUAAGCAGGGCCAUGACCCUAUCGCCCAAUUGCAGAACAACUUCAGUGACAUGACUAUUCCGAAAGAUACUCAAGGGGGUUACGGCAGCAGCAGCGGUAACCAACAGUCACGCUUGAACCAAUGGAAGCUACCGUCUCUGGAUAAGGAUGGCGAGGGCUCCGAAUUUAGCCGUGCUCCUGGAACUGCCAAGUCUACCACGAGCCCACAGCUCAACCAACUUGGCUUGCAACCAGAUUCGACUUGGGGAGUUGGCCGUGGCUCUGAAGGUUGGGGUGACAGCAGUGCUGAUGUAGCUGAUGGCAAAGAUGCCUGGCCGUCACACCCUGUGCACCAACCUGUAUAUGACUUGGUUCCUGAAUUUGAACCUGGCAAGCCAUGGAAGGGCAACCAAAUGAAAAAUGUAGAAGAUGAUCCGGCGAUGACUCCGGGCUCUGUGGUGCGGUCACCACUGUCGCUGGCGGCUAUCAAGGACUCCGACAUGCUGGGCGGUAAGACGUCCCCGCCUGGCGGCGAGCGCUCGCUGUCGUCGUCCACGUGGAGCUACGCGCCCCCCGGCGGCGCUGGUGCGGGCGCGGGGCUGAAGUCUGACGCGUGGGGUGCCAAGCCGAGGCCUGCGCCCCCCGGCCUCAACAAGGCGUGGCCACAGCACCACAACAACGCGCCCCCGCGCGCGGUGCCCUCCUGGCAGGCCUCCACCUGGUUACUGCUCAAAAACCUCACAGCUCAGAUUGAUGGGUCCACUCUGAAGACACUGUGCGUUCAGCAUGGCCCUCUCCAGAACUUCCACUUGUACUUGAACCAGGGUCUCGCCCUCGCCCGCUACUCGACACGCGAGGAGGCUGCCAAGGCCCAAAUGGCCCUGAACAACUGCGUGCUGAGCAACACGACGAUCUUCGCGGAGUCGCCGGCGGAGUCCGAGGUGCAGCUGAUCCUGCAGCACCUGGGGUCGGGCGGCGGCGGCGCCUGGCGCGGCGGGAACAAGGACGGCUGGGGCGGCUUCGCGGCGCUCUGGCCCGACUCGCACGACCAGCGUGCCACGCCCUCCUCCCUCAACUCCUUCCUGCCGCCUGACCUGCUCGGAGGAGAGUCUAUCUAAGGCGAGAAGGAGAUCUGUACAGAUGCAUUUGUCCGUGUUGAUCAGGUUUCGGUCCUAAUUUCGUUUCGGUCGCGGUCGCUCGGAAAUGUCGCCUCGGUCAUUCCUGAGGUGCAAAUUUUUUAUGGUUAGCGUAAAAUCUUCGAUUUGGAUAGUAUAAAUAGUAUUUAUCGAUCGGCCGGCAAGUCGCUCGAUCGUCGAAGGCGCGAGUUUAGGAUCGAAGCUUUAGGUGUCUAGUUGUAAUUACGCUUUACCGUCCCCCGUACGGGGAUCGACUAAUUUUAUUCGCCUAGUCAGAUCAUGUCGAGCGCGUCACGUGGCGUCGGAGCACGCGGCGCGACGCGGUCGUGGUAGCCAACUGUCCACAUACUAUAUUAUCUUACUGUGUUUUAAGUGUUCAUGUAGAAUAUUUAGUGUAUAUAAGAAUUAUACAUAUACAAUGGCAAAUUAAACUGUAUCGAGGUUUAUAAGGAAGAGUCCGGUCGCGGCGGGCGCGGGCCGCAUCGCGGUGAGACCGCGCGCGGCCCGCUCCUGCAAAUCUACCAAAUAAUCGUAGGUAUCAGAUAGAGUAGUGCGUCGCGGGCUACCUCAGUCACACGUCCCGUGGCCUUAUUUUAUAGCGUAUAUUUAUUUUGUUGUGCUCGAGGGCUGUUGCUGUUUCGCCCGUCGAGCUGCGUUCCGAGUUUCUUUCGUGUUCGUUUUUAUUUUCUCGUUUUAUCUGUACUUGUAUUUUAAUGAUUAUUUAUUCUGUUUUGAAUUCUCACUCGCAUAGAGCCCUCGUUUUCCAGUAGUGAUAUUUUAUUCAGCAAUAAACGUGUAAGUGCAUUUCGCCCACUAACAAAUCUUUUACGAUUAGUUGUAAUUUUAUAAAGGUAACAAAAUUUGAAAAUUAUGAGAUUUGAAGUGCAUUCUUGUAGCGGUAAAUUCCUUUAAGCCGUAUAGUCUGAUGCAAACGAGUAUAUAGUUAUAUGCGUUAGGAGCGAGCGAUGGCAAUCGCCAGCAAGUACAAGGUGGGACGCGCGCUCCCUUGCAAUCCAGUAAUCCUGUGAUGUAAAAUAUCUUGCCUAAUGUAAGGAUAAUCUAUUUUGUUGGAGAGUAUCAUAGCGCGAGUUGCCGGCGGUCGGCCCCCGCCGAAGCGACCGUAUCCCCAAAUUUUUUCCAGUAUUUGUGAUUGAAGUGCCACUUUAUGUUUAAUAUAAUGAAACGAUUAUCUAGAUUAUACGAUUAACGUAAGGGUAACCUAAUAUAAUAAAUUGAAAAUUGUUUUAUCAUUUUAUAUUACACAUACAUUUGUGAGAAAUGUUAUUAAAGUACUAUAAUUGAACAGUAAUUAAAUAUUACACUUUUGUGUAUAGGUAAGAAUAAAGUUCUAACUUAAAUUUAGCCAUAUCAAUAUCUAUUUAAAUAAAAGAUUUGUGGUAUUUUCUAUAGGCUCAAUUUGAACGUUAUUCAAAGUGACAUAUGCUUUAGAUAUUCUGUUAAUAAUAUACUUGUAGCCGUAGGUUUGUCGGUAUUACAUAACUGUAGGUGUAAGUUUACAUUUUAAGUCCUAUCGUAGAGUUCAAUAAGCAUACAACUGAUAUUUAACGGCAACGAUUGCACGUGUAAGUUAAAGUUCGUUAUCAUAAAGUUUAUUUACACUUUUAUUUACUUUUUAAUUUAUUGAUGGUGUGCCACAGAGAUACUCUGCCAAAAUAUAAAAUUACCAAUUAUUACGGGAUUAGAAUAGUAGAGCGCGAGGCAGCAGGCGCAGGCAGGCAGACACGCGGGCCUCGCGCCUCCGAGUCGCUCCGAGUCGAUCCGAGUCGCUCCGAGCCGAUCCGAGUCGCUCCGUCGCGACGACCCACCGCGCCCGGCCGACCGGUCGCCGCGCGCCACCCGACGACUUAUUAUGUAAAUUGUAUCUGUAUUUCGAACAUCUUCCAGUGUUUUUAUGAUAAAACGAUUUUAGACUUAAGUUAGUUGUAAGCGAUUCGCUGUACCUUGUCGAGCCCCGGCUCGCAUACUCUUCACAAAUUAAUUAAUUAAGUUAGGUGAACGCGAUUUGGACGUGUCAGUGCGUUUGAACUCUGUUCGCUUCGGACCUGUAGUAGUCUAGUGUUAAAUGUUUCGAUGUGUGAUGUGUUCAUUUAGAAACAAUGUUAGCAAUUGUCAUUACUACCGUAUUAUCGUACUAUAGGGACCGACGGCAGUUUGCGUUUUCAUCACUGCAUAUUCUUCGUUGCCUUUCGCGGUUUGUAUCAGAUACAGAUUUAGUUUGAACGCGGAGCUGAUAUUUCUUUACGUCCGCUUGUACGGCAGACGUCGCCGGCGUCUGAUCACAAGCGGCUCGUCGAUACGAAGGCACGGUUUAUGCGGCCGAACUAUUUGAUUCGCCUUCCAAGGGGCCAUAAUCGAGAUUGUCACGGAGUUUAAUGUUAGGUGCCAAAGAGUGAUUAUCAAAGAUGUCCGGAACAACUGAUUGCAUUUCUCUGCUUGAUAAAGAUUCUUCCAAAAUUUGAAAUUAUAUUCGCGGUACGGGUUAAUGAUCUGAUGUUCCUAUAACAUUUCGUGUUACGUCUAUGCAACAAUAGUGCACGUAUAAAACAGACAAAUGUCAAUUCUAUGUAUUGUUAAAGCUCAAUUUAAGUGAUGAGGGUGUUUCUUUUACCGAUUGAUAGAAUAAUAAAGAGUCUAGGUAUUAUUUUUAACUGAUAUUGUUCUGUCCAAUUGUACACCAAUAUUCGAUAACGCCUAAAUCUCAGUUGUUUACUCUGGUGCAAAUUUAAAUUUAAUGAUACAGCAAUAAAAUAUGUCAUAUUUAAUUUUUUAUAAAGUUUUUUCCAUUUUAAGGUUUAGACAAGCCGAACAAACGGAGAGUAUAAUAACCAGUGCCCUUUAGAAUACGUCAUCCAUAGAUUAAAGACGAAAGAAGUUUAUGCCUUUAAAAUUUUAGUCAGUUAAAGUUAUCAGUACUUAAUAAAGGAUUAUACAUAUUGUAAAGUGGACGUAUUUUAAAUGUGUAGUGUCGGUAGCAGUAAAUGGUGUUAGGGUAGAGGUCUCGGCAGAGGUGCGCCCCGCGUCCGCGCAUCACAAGGUUGUGAGUAGCGGCCAUCGCGCCGCGCUAACUGAAUCUCCUCUCGGUUCAAUGACUGCAUCAUUAUUUCCUGCACACAAUUAUUGCGCCAUGUGCAAUUUAGUCUGUGUUAUUAUUAUGUUGUUGUGUAUUUAUAUGAUACAUCUAUACUGUAAUAUGUAUAUAUUGUGGAAUUUUAUUCGUAAAAAUUUAAUACGCUUCAUGCUUCUCUUUUAAUAACAUUUUCGUGAUUUGUUUCUGUUAUUUAGAAUAAAUUUACGUACCUACAAGUAAUUAUAAUAACGAUCAUAGAUGUAAAUAUAAGUAAAAUAAUAAAAAAAAUAUAAAAAAACAAAAAAAAGUUAAAAAAAUAUAAAGAAAAGCAAUUAAAAGAAACCAAUGAUUGUGCCUCAAUGAACUGUGGUACGUUACCGUAACCGAUGGCAGGUGUAAUCGUUUCCUUUUCAAAAAUGUAUUAUAAUGAAUUGUGCGCCUAGGCACCGCUCUGUGACUAGCUGUAGACAAUAUAAGGCUGCGAGCAGCGGGGCCCGCGCCCACGCCUUGUGUAAUCAUUAAUGAGCUUAGCUAUGUUUUACUUUUAUUGUAAUAAGUGUUAUUUCAUCAAUCAACAUUUUAUAUAUAUACCUACGUAUAUGUAAAUAUUUUUAUCUAUUUAUUUUUGGUUUUCAUGAAGUUUACCCGAAUUAACGUGUAACCUUAAAUUAGUUGGUUAUUUUUGAGUGAGAUGAUGCGCGUGUCGCGUGUUUCGAACGAUCGCAUCUAUUCCAUAACACUUGAAUGCCAAAGUCGAUGUCUGUAAGCCAUUGGACGACCGCUUGUGUUGUUUACAUUAACUGCGUGGAUCUCUGACAUCACAACAAACUAUUGAUCGUACAAAUAGGAGCCAUUUAUACUGACAGCCGACGCUUAGGUCGCUGUGGUCUCUCCAAGCUGCUCUGGUGUUAUUUUAGCUCAACUAUUCAAGUAGUUUGCUCAUAUUGUUGUUAAUUUUAAUUUUUUAUUAUCUUAAUUGUAAAACUUUCCUAGUGUGGAAUAAAAUUCUAAAGUUAUUUUGUAAUCUCCAAAUUAGCUUUUAAUGUACUGAACCAUAGCUGAUAACUGCAGUGUGUAUGGCGUAGGACUCAUGCCGCCUAAACGACGCGUAGCGCGUUACUUUAUUUUAUAGCUUUCCUUCGCUUGUCACUCUACCGUCCCUGUGGCCUUGUCUUAAACUAUAUGUUUUAUAAAUCGGUAGCUUUAUUAGUUAAGCCUCAAUUCAUAGUGGUAUUCGAAUAGUUAUACAUUGGUGUCACCGAGUUUGAUUGUCGUUUCGUUUGUGUUGCUAACGCCAAGAAAGUCGAUACAAUAGUUGGGAUAUUGAGCAGCGCGGUUCAAGGGCGCCGGGCCGGUGGCGUGACAAUAGUUCGGCUUAUUUCUGGCUCGACAGCAGUCGCUGCAGUAGACUCAUUGUGGCACCACUCGCUCGAUCAACUGUCUAUUCACAUAUAGGGACCAAGUAUCUAUGAUUAUUAUCCAGUUUCAUUUCGCGCUAAAUCAAAUAAUACCUAAAUAAGCUGAACAUUGCACACUAAAAGACAUUCUCAUUUUCCAUUGUUACUAGAUGCGUUUGCCGUCGCGUAUUACUGACGAUGUUACUUAUAUUACGACAUAAUUGAUAGUGAUAGUGCUUACGAUAUUCAGGAGGGCCUUUUAAUUUAAAUAAGGUUAAAGUUUUGCUUGUUGUCUUUAUUUAUAUAUAUUUUUGUACGUUGCGACGUUGACGUCCUAAUACAAUAGAGAACACAUUAGGUGAUAUCUACAAAGAAACUAGUCUUCCUUAUUUACGAGGGAUCGUGUUGAGAUGGCGGGGACGCGUGACGUCGACACAAGAGGCAAUCAUUCCUCUAGUCUUGUUAUGUGGUGCGAAUAAGUGAAUACCAAAUAUAAAAUAACGAAGGCUUUGACGUUAGUGUGUAGAGGUUACGAUAUCGAUAGGUCGGCCCGAGCAGCUUGGACUGUCAAUCUUACAAGGGAAUGGUUGGGUAGUAUUAUUAUAAUGCAUUUAUUUCUCUUUUUUCAUAGUCACUCAAUCAUAUAUUUAAUUGAGCUAAUGCCUAAAAAUUGGAAUAUCAGAGUUUAUUUAGGAUGUUCAUAUUUUACAUUUUAGUGUUUAAAUAUCUAAAAUUUACCUUAAUUAUAGUGAAUGGAUUUUUGUAUUAUUGGAAUAUAUAGCUGUAAGACAUAGGGUGUUCUUGAUAAAACACAAACAACUGAUUAUAAACAAAAUAAUAAAAAAUGUACUGAGUGACUUUACGUGUAAACAGAGGGCCAUUGAUAAAAAUGUUGAACUAAGCUAAAUUCUCUAUGUGGUAAUUUAACUAAAUGUGAUUGCUGAGAAUAUUUUAACUGCUAUUGUGUAUAGAUGUAAUAGAGCAGUAAGUCGGCACGUUUCUGUUGGCGUACAAGUGACGUGCUCACCGGUAGACACAUCGCGGCUCUGCCUUACGUUCGGAUUCUGGAGUAAAGUUGCAUUUGUUGGACGAGCUAACGAGUACUAUGUAGCGUAAUAUAUAUGUAUGUAUGUGUACAAGGCCAACCCCCACCAACAGUUAAUUGAUGCAGUAGACUCGGACUGCUGCUCGCUAACUACACACUGCUUCUCUAGUCUCUCUCGCAUUCAUGUAUCGAGUGAUUAUAAUCGAGCAUAAUUUAACGAUCAUAUCCUAUAUAAAACUAGUUUAUAUUCGUAUUAUUCUUUCAUUAGAUCUCUGUUGUACCUGUGUCAAAUUGUUUAUAUUCAAUGUUCAUUUGUACUAUAAGAGAAGUGUACCGGUCUCGACCACACCGUGCUUGACAUAUACGUAAUCGCGUACUUCGAACGACCAAAAUUCGUGAAUGUUCCACUAAAGUACUAAUAACCUCUCAAUAUUUAGAUAUUUCUAUUGGCGUCAAAAAUCAAUACUCUGCGGUCUUAAAUUAGUCACUUUUGUACCUUGAUUGUACUUGUACUUGAAUAAUAUCCUAUGUAAGUGAGGAACGACUAAUCCAAUUCUGAAAUAUACUUAAUUUAAAUUUUGACAGACUGAUAUCUGUGAUUAAGAAAAUAUUUUUAAUAUUGUCCAGUGAGUCGGAUGAGAAUAUUUAUUUUAUUAGAGGUCUCCUACUGCCAGCGGCACAUGUUAUGUGACGAGACAUAAUAUUUAACUGCUUCGUAUAUUUUUUUACUUUAGUAUCGAAUGUAUCGAGCUGGAAUACAUUUGGAAGACCAUUUUAUGAGUGGACUAGUACCGUUGUCGGUUUAUGUUGUACAAAUCGAACAAGCUUAAUUAGUAAUUAAAAGCCCACCAUGUAAAGAUAUAGUGUACCGAUAUCCCAAUGAAAGUAAGUUAACACUCAGUAUCAUGACAUCACCGCCGCUCCAGGGCGGAGACUGAUCACAACAAUUUAUUUCGAGUACCACCGAUGUCAUCUGAAAUUUGUUUUAAAUAAUUAAUGUUUGAACGUUGCAUAUCGUCUACAUUUCUAAUUCGAAUUAUUUUGUUGUAUUCAUAUCCGUGGUUCCCGUGCUGUGCGUUAAGUUUGGUAAUCGUAAAACCUUAAGUUAUCAUAAUAAUGAAUACUAAAUUGAUUGUCCCUAGUAUUGUAGUGAGUCGCAUCUCUAUAAAGUAUGAACGAUUGGCGUUGUUUUAUAAUAAAAAUAAUAUUUUUCGGUACCACCUUUGAGUUAAAGUACAAUGUAGUAUAUAAAGCAUGUUUCAGCGACGUAUUUCAUUAUAACAAUAUCAAUAUAACUAAUUGAUAAGUUAGCGUAGACUUAGGCUGUCUCGUCUCACGUUACACCAAUAAUAUUAAUAAUUAAUAAUUCUCCUUGGUAUUGUAUUGGAACACUUAAUAAAUAAGCAGAUACUAAAUUAUUUCAUAAUUAUAUCAAUAGGCUAAAUAUAUUCGAAAAAAAAACUAAAAGAUUUUUCUGUGUAAAUCUCUGUGAUGGGAAAAAUUUAUUCUAAAGAUCUAGUAUUAACUGAAAGUGACUCGAGGGUCGUACUAUGAAGCAUUUUCCUUGCGUUUGCAGGAGAUCCAAGUAUAUGUACGCUAAACUCAUAUGUAAGCACAUCUUUGACGAACGCACGGAAUAUUAGUCUAUAUUGCAUUUCAUGCUAGGACCCGAGUUUCAUGGUGACUUUAAAAGUUGAACUUUUCAGUCUUUUCGCGCAAAGGGUUGUGUAUUAUUUUUUAUGUAGUACAAAAUGUGUUCGCAAUUUGAUUGCUGCUGUAGUGUUCCUUAUGUUCUUCAAAUUAUCUUUGUUGGGUAUUUAUUUUGAAACUUUGUAUUCUCAAUGUCUAAAGUAUAAUAUGUAAUAAUAUAAUUAUGAUCGUAAUAAUAAAAAUGAGGCAUGCGUAAGUAAUUUUCACGUAGUAAGUUUAUGAACGGCUGCCUUAAUAGUAAUAUGAAUUUGUAUUGAUCUGUACACCAUCCUCUACGUAUGUUCCGUCGACGAUUCGCUGCGCCGAAUCGUUAGUGUUCCGUCACGUACCAAAUAAUAGCGUAGCGGCUGCCCCGCGGCGAGCUUCCCGCCGUGCCUCUGUCACGCUCGUCCUACACCGAUUACACAUGUUCUAGAUCUAUUUUUGCAAGGGCCGUGUCUUUAGACAUCGCCGUCUCCAUUUACAUAAGGUGUGGACAGUAGCACAGGCGCGAAUGGUCGGCUGCGUCCGAGGCAUCGGCAGCGGUUCUAUGUUCUUAUAUCUGUAUUACCUCAUUCAAUAACCUCACAUAGUAUGUCCUAUCUAUAUCAAUGUAUUUAUCGAUUCUCUGUACUUAUCAAACGCACUGCACUGUUAUUUGGUACACAGUUUUAACAAUUUCUUUAAGUUAAUUAAGGGUUUAUCAUGAAUUUUAUCAGUGUAUCAAAUAGUCGAUAUAUUUUACUGUUAUUUUUCUGAUACUACCUUAAAAGCAAUGUAUAUUAACAAACAAAGCAGGAGAACAAUAAUUAUUAUGUAAGUGUAACAGUUAGUGAAUUUAAGUGUGCUAUUUUCCAUUCCAGAACUCAACGAUAUCAUUGUUCUUGUAAUACUUAUGUUCGGGUUUUAAAAAAUGUUAUUAUUGUAUUUAACUAAACCUUAUGUGAUUGAAAUGCAAUGUUUAGAAGUAUUUUUAUUCUUUAUUUUUUACCAUUAAUUAAUAAUAGUUAGUAGAGAUCUAUUUGAGAGUCUAAUGUAUCAAUUAUUUGUAAAGUUGGCUGUAACUAAUUAGAAGUUACAAUAAGUAGAAAUAUUUUAAUAUAAACAUUUGGAGCAAAUUUUAUGUAGAUGACAAAUAGUUGUUUUGAUCAUUAUGUGAAAUGUUGUCUCGUAUUGUUAGCGCAAUGUGUACGCACAACGGUGAGGCGGGUCGGGCGGCGCGCUCGCGCUCCCAGCCUCGCACUCCGCGCCGCUCACGGGGGCGCCAGCGCGCCGCCCAGCCACCGGAGGACCCUCUACACUCACUGCACAGCACUGCUAGACUAAUUCAGUUAUUGCGUAAGGAUAUUUUUCUUACAUUUCGAUAAGUGUAAUGUUUAUAGAAUAGGCAAUAAAUAAUGUUUAACAAAAAGUCCCUAUUUAAUCGAACUGACGACAGAAACGCAUGUUAUAUUUGUGGCCUCUUUAUGAAGUAAGAUCUAAGUUACAUUUUAAAAGAAAAUUAAUUUUGCUAUGCACAUAAAUGAUACUCAAUUAAUUGCCAAAAAGUAAUAUAUAUUCAUAGUUCAACAAUAUUUCUUUUGGGCAUAUUUACUUUGAAUUUAUGCAAAUUUAGAUUAUGAGUAAGUAGGUUGUAGAUUAUAUGUAGAGUGAACGCAUAUUAUAUUAUUAUAAUAUAUCUAUAUAUAUUAAAGUAAGGUGAAUUUGAGAGGUAUCAAUUUCUUGUAUUGUUCGUAAGUUUAGAUAAUAAAUGGGUUUAGCCAUACUUCGGCUGGUUUGAUAUGUAUGUUAUCUGAUUAAUUGUAAAAAAAAAAUAAAAAAAUCAUUAAAA